UUAAUUUCAUUAAAGUAAAAACCUGCCCUGGCUUACUUCUAACGCGCGACUUCAAAUUUGGGAUUUCAAUAGCCUGCUCUUUCUUCACACAGGCAUCUCUUCAAUGCCCGGUGUGUUCUCAACCCGGUGUAUAUAAUAGCAGGCCCAUAACUCACGAGCCUGACUGCGGUAGAAAAGUUGUUAAAUAGAUAAAUUCUGACAAUGGAUACAAUACCCGUGAAAGACUUCGUGAAGAGCAGACAGCUCCGUACUAUGUCGUGUGUUCAACACCAGAAGGUCGGAGGUUCCAAUCCCUCUCGAGUUAGAACUCUGAGCAGAUUCCCGGGGAUGUUAGCUGUUUUGGUCGUGACGUCAUCACUUCUGGCUGUGUCGGCGGCACAGAAUGUUGGGAAGAACGUCAGCACAGAGAGCCUGGGACCUGGCCAG
This is a messenger RNA of Aplysia californica (California sea hare), 426 nucleotides long. Its product is annotated as EGF-like and EMI domain-containing protein 1. Gene Ontology annotation, molecular function: protein binding. The record is from RefSeq and is a predicted model, not a curated record. NCBI's taxonomy places the organism in Eukaryota, Metazoa, Mollusca, Gastropoda, Aplysiida, Aplysiidae.